Molecule: messenger RNA, 1238 nt
Organism: Rubroshorea leprosula
Lineage: Eukaryota; Viridiplantae; Streptophyta; Magnoliopsida; Malvales; Dipterocarpaceae
Source: the annotation of a GenBank genome assembly
CUGUCAGCGAAAAUACACUCUUGAUAUCUUGACGGAAUCAGGGAUGGUAGGAGCUAAGCCUUGCAAAUUUCCAAUGGAGCAAAAGCUCAAACUUAAUAGGGAUGAGGGUCGCACCAUAUCCAAUCCUAUACAAUACCGUCGACUCAUUGGAAAACUUAUCUAUUUGACUAUAUGUCGACCUGAUAUAUCUUAUGCUGUUCAUAUUUUAAGUCAAUUUAUGCAGGAACCCAAACAGCCCCACAUGGAUGCUGCCAUGAGAGUCUUACGUUACUUGAAAUCUUCCCCAGACCAAGGCAUUUUCUUGUCGUCAACAAGCUCACUUCACCUCUCUGCCUUUUGUGACUCUGAUUGGGCUAGUUGCCCGAUGACAAGGAAAUCCACUACAGGCUACAUCACCAUGCUCGGCAACUCCCCAAUCUCUUGGAAAACUAAGAAACAAACUACUGUAUCAAGAUCCUCUGCUGAAGCUGAGUAUAGAGCAAUGGCAUCCACUGUUAGUGAACUACUAUGGCUAAAGGCACUGUUGCGAACCUUAGGAGUUCAUCCUCCUCAGCCGAUUAAACUAUAUUGUGACAACCAAGCCGCUCUACACAUUGCCACCAACCCAGUCUUCCAUGAACAAACAAAGCACAUCGAACUUGACUGCCACUUCAUUCGUAAUUGGAUACAAGCUGGUGUUAUCUCACCUUCACAUGUCCGCUCUCGGUUCCAAAUUGCUGACAUCUUCACCAAAGCAUUGGGAAAAGAGCAAUUUCAGUUCCUUCUACGCAAGUUGGGCAUCUACAACUUACAUGCUCCAACUUGAUGGGGGGGGGGUAUUAGCUACAUAUACAGCACAGCCAUCGCAGCAUAUCAAUUAAGACCUGGAUUCUAGGAAGCAAUUACAGAAAGCAAUUAAUUAGCAAUUGCAUUAUACCGUUAGAAUAUUGUAUAUAUAUACUGUACAAAUUCAGCAAAUCAAAUAGGAAAAAGGCAAUAUUUUUCUAUAUGUUCUGCCGCUUGCUGCUUUUGUCUGAUUUCUCUCGCUUAGGUAUCGAUCUUUACAGAGGAGCUUGAGAAUUGGUUUUUUUUUUGGCUGAAGAUUCAGGGACUAUCCCGUGGGUGGGGUACCCUGAAUCUGAAGCAAAAAUCUACCUCUCAAUCUUCGCCCCUUUCUUGAUAUAUGCAUUUGUGUUGAUUGUGAAUCCAGAUCUUUAGAAAUGUAAAACUGGUUGAUGAAAUGAAAUAUUUUUAUCUUA